AUGGCCAUGUCGGGACCCCAGUUUCGCCCUCUUGUUGGCUUCCUGGUCGCGGCUAUCCUGGUCGCGGCUACCGCUGCUCCGGUCCCCGCCGCUGCCCCGACCCUCGUCUGCAAGACAACGGUCCAGGUCGACGACUCCAGCUUCACGAUUGAAUUGCGGCCCGACUGGGCGCCCGCCGGCGUGGAGCGUGUCCUUGGGAUGGCGAAGUCGGGCUUCUUCGAGCAGCUUCCCUUCUUCCGCAUGCUUCCCAACUUUCUCGUCCAGUUCGGAAUCUCGACGAGCGCGGAGAAGCAGAGGCACUGGCAGUCGCAGGGCAACAUCCGCGACGACCCGCGGCCGGCCGGCGUGCCGUUUACCGACGGCAUCCUCUCGUUCGCGGGCUACGGGACGGACUCUCGCUCCACCCACCUCUUCAUCACGCUGGGCAGCCAGCCCGGCCUCGGCCACAGGCAAUGGGAGGUUCCCGUCGGCCGCGUGGUGAGCGGGAUGCCCGUG
Messenger RNA from Emiliania huxleyi CCMP1516, 495 nucleotides. RefSeq lists its product as hypothetical. The record is from RefSeq and is a predicted model, not a curated record. The annotation marks the transcript as partial. Gene Ontology annotation, cellular component: catalytic step 2 spliceosome. Gene Ontology annotation, biological process: protein peptidyl-prolyl isomerization. The transcript has 2 exons. Gene Ontology annotation, molecular function: peptidyl-prolyl cis-trans isomerase activity. Lineage: Eukaryota; Haptophyta; Isochrysidales; Noelaerhabdaceae.